This is a messenger RNA of Paramuricea clavata, 2073 nucleotides long. The record is from the annotation of a GenBank genome assembly. NCBI's taxonomy places the organism in Eukaryota, Metazoa, Cnidaria, Anthozoa, Malacalcyonacea, Plexauridae.
AGGAGAUAAUUCAAAUUCUAUGUCUGGAAAUAAGCGACUACGAAGCCGACAUGAUUGCCAAGAAAUUCGAAAACAAAAAAGAUGGAAGGUAAAGUUUCUUAUCACAGGUUUUCACUUGAUACAGGUUGUAAAAUGAUACGAACUUUAUUUUAAAUCACCAUUCUUAUAUUUAGAGUGAACUAUAUUUCAUUUCUCGAGCCAUUUGCACGUCGUCGACGACGUUAUGGCACGAACAUGCAGGGUAUCAUGAACCAACGCGAGUCUGAGGUAUGCUUUGAUGCAAAACGAUAUAACCCAUCUUAUUUUAUAAUAAAAUUAUGGACUAAAACUCAAACUAACACGCUAUAUAUCUUUGUUUCUUUUUAGCUUUCAGACACCGACAAAGAAUUGUCAAGUUUAACAGCCAAACUAAAAGAAAAGGUGAUUUAUUGUAGUAUGAAGAUAAAACCAUUUUGUCACAAAAAUUAUAAAUGAAACUAACUUCAUUUAUAUUGACAGCCCUAUCAGUUCAAAAUUGUUCUUCUUAGAGGCCCAGUAAGAGUCAUGUCUUACUUAUCCAAUGGCAAUGUUACUACAGGAGGAAACCUAAGCUAAACUAACUUUAUUUAUAUAUAUUUGGCAGCUCUAUCAGUUCUAAACUGAAUCUGAAUUUAUUAUGUCGGUAAAUUCAUGUCAAGAUCACACCAAGAGGUCCAGUAAGGAUCAUCUCUUAUUGAUCCAGUGUUACAACAGGAGGAAACCUAAACUAAACUAACUUUAUUUAUACUGAAUAGCUGUAUUAGUUCUAAACUGUUCUCCCUAGAGUUCCAGUAAGGAUCAUCUCUUAUUGAUUCAUUGUUACUACAGGAAGAAGCCUAAACUAAACUAACUUUAUUUAUACUGGAUAGCUCUAUCAGUUCUAAACUGUUCUUCCUAGAGGUCCAGUAAGGAUCAUCUCUUAUUGAUCCAGUGUUACAACAGGAGGAAACCUAAACUAAACUAACUUUAUUUAUACUGAAUAGCUCUAUCAGUUCUAAACUGUUCUUCCCAGAGGUCCAGUAAGGCUCAUCUCUUAUUGAUCCAGUGUUACAACAGGAAGCCUAAACUAAACUAACUUUAUUUAUACUGGAUAGCUCUAUCAGUUCUAUAAACUGUUCUCUUUUUUCAUAUCUAGUUAUCAGAUGACUGGAUGACAUUACGGCGAGCGUUCAAGAAACUCGACAAACGAAACGACGGUUACCUAGAUCUGUCAGAAUUUCGCUCGGUACUACAACUAUGUAAUACAGUGUUGAACGAGGACGAAGUGUUGGAACUGUUGACACAACUUGACGACAGAAUGGAGGGCAAGAUUAACUAUCGAGAUUUUUUGAAGAAAAUUUCACGAUGAACAGUCGAACGCGAACGAAUACUUGAAAACAGAAAUUAUUGUGGACAGCGCGCGCGUAAAAUGAAAAUGCAUGCUUUGUGAUCACAAAACUGUUCCUGCUCCCCCCGUCUUUCAAUGUUUCACAGUGACAUACAAUAUCAAAACCAGCAUUGUACGGGGGAGCGGGGGUUCCAAACAUGGCAACAUGUGCAUAUGAACAGUCAUGUUCAGUUUUCAGCGAAGUGUCCAGCUAAUUUUUGUCAUGAUUGUGGCUAAAUAGCUACGUUUCCACUAUACCUGAUAGCUAGCUUUCCUUAGCGGCGCGAAAAAGCACCUAUGCGAUACGGAAUGUUCAACUUUCAGAAGCUGAGCGAAACAACAUCUCUCCGUUGAAAAUAGCGUUCGUAAAAGGUAUGGAUAGAUGCUUUUCACGUCGCUACUGAAAGCAAUCCGCUGCCGGCAGUGUAAACCGGUAGCCUAUAUGUGAUACUACACGCUAAAAAUUUCAGGUUUUGUCAACAGUAUGUGAUCGCGACAGAUAUCAACCGUAUUUGUAUAUAGAUGCGUUUAAAAUUGUGAAAAGGAUCUGGUGGGGAGCCUUGUAUAUUAAAGUUAUUAUCAAUUGUUAUUAAUAUACUAUCGAAAUAAGUCUUUAAAAUUGCAGGUUGACGAUGAACCAUCUGGUGAUACGAUAGUACUUAGUGCAACCUUGAAAACCACAAAAUCGG